Messenger RNA from Sardina pilchardus (European sardine), 2411 nucleotides. It is a transcript of the gene stx5a, whose product is annotated as syntaxin 5A. The coding region runs from base 286 to 1197 and encodes 303 amino acids. Gene Ontology annotation, molecular function: SNAP receptor activity; SNARE binding. The transcript has 11 exons. The record is from RefSeq and is a predicted model, not a curated record. Gene Ontology annotation, biological process: endoplasmic reticulum to Golgi vesicle-mediated transport; intracellular protein transport; vesicle fusion. NCBI's taxonomy places the organism in Eukaryota, Metazoa, Chordata, Actinopteri, Clupeiformes, Clupeidae. Gene Ontology annotation, cellular component: SNARE complex; Golgi membrane; endomembrane system.
CGUGGCAAUGACGUCAAGAUCCGGAAGCACCCGGACGGAAAGUGAAAUACAGGACUUGGGAAAAUCGAGAGGCCCUUUUAUGAGAAAACUCACCGUUGUACAACAUUAACAAUGAUGCUUGGAGGGAGACGUGAACACUCAUCACCACCAGACUCCUAGGGUAGGCCUGAAGAGGUUGUGCCACAGUCGACCCAGUCCUAGUGGGCUCACGCCGAAACUCUCGUCUGCUGGCUGAAACAGCCACACCUUUCCCUGUCACCUGUUGGGCUGCUGGCUUCGCCCAUCAUGACCUGCAGAGAUCGCACUCUUGAGUUCCAGUCCGCCUGCAAGUCCCUCCAGGGCAGACAAAUACAGAAUGGGACUCCAUCAAAUAAACCAGCACUCAAUGCCCUCAAACAGCGCAGCGACUUCACUCUUAUGGCAAAGAGAAUUGGAAAAGACCUAAGCAACACAUUUGCCAAACUGGAAAAGCUAACAAUAUUGGCCAAAAGAAAAUCCUUGUUUGACGACAAAUCUGUUGAGAUUGAAGAACUGACUUACAUCAUAAAACAGGACAUCAACAGCCUCAAUAAGCAGAUAGCACAGCUGCAGGGGCUCGUGCGCUCCCGAAGUGGACAAAAUGGCCGACACGUUCAGACACAUUCCAACACCAUCGUGGUCUCCCUGCAGUCAAAGCUGGCGUCAAUGUCAAAUGACUUCAAAUCCGUAUUGGAAGUCAGAACUGAGAACUUGAAGCAGCAGCGCACCAGGAGAGAGCACUUCUCAAACACCCAGGUGGCCUCCUCCCCUCUGCUGGCCAACAACUUCGGGAGCUCCGUGCUGCUGCAGGACGAGUCUCGGAGCAUGGGAGGUGAGGUCUCUAUAGACAUGGAGUCCCGAGCCAACCCCCUUCAGCUGCAACUCAUCAAUGAGCAGGACUCGUACAUCCAGAGCCGGGCCGACACCAUGCAGAACAUCGAGAGCACCAUUGUGGAACUGGGCUCCAUCUUUCAGCAGCUGGCGCACAUGGUGAAGGAGCAGGAGGAGACCAUCCAAAGGAUUGACGCUAACGUGGAGGACACACAGCUGAACGUGGAGGCAGCCCACACGGAGAUCCUCAAGUACUUCCAGUCGGUCUCCUCCAACCGCUGGCUCAUGAUCAAGAUCUUCCUCGUCCUCAUCAUCUUCUUCAUCAUCUUCGUGGUCUUCCUCGCCUGAGGUCCCUGGCAGAGAAGACGUAAUCGAAGAGGAAGGAGGACGAGCUUGUGACGUUGAAGAAAUGGACUAAUGCACAGAUAAUGAGUGGGAAAGGACUGUGAACGAUGGAGGGGGGGAGGGGGGGUGCAGAGAUUGAUUAAAUUAUAACUGGACUUGAUGCUUUUAGUGACGAGACUGAAGUCAGUUUAUGCUCAGAGUCUCUGUGUGGUAGGCCCCGGUGCAUACCAGAGAGGCAAUGAAGACUAAACUAGUGGUGCAUCUGGUUGUUCGUGGAGAGACUUUUGAGUUGCACAGACUUCACGUGCUCCCCUGUAGAGAUUUGCAAACAUUUGAGCCUUCACAUCUUUUUUUUUUUCUUUUCUCUAUCUCUUCAUCAUCACUAUUAUUGUUGAUUAUAUUAAGAGAGGCGGAGGCUUUUAUUUCAAGUGGUUUGAUUCUGCAAACUAGUCUUGGUUUUGAUUUGUCCCUUCAAAUUUUUGUUUAUCACCGAAGUGGUGAUAAGAGAAAUGACGUACAUGACUCGUGAGGUAAUGUGAACGACUGUAGGACUUUGGAAUCGCCCAAAUGGUUUUCGUUGCUGUCUCUCGACCACUUAUUAUUCCCACGUCAGCUGGCGACGGCGAGGAGAGCCGAUCGGAGUGAGAUGACGGCCCUAGAUUAGGGCGGGUUGCUUUGGGAGAAACGAUUUGUUUUUCUUUCGCUUUCAACUCUUGCUUUGCCAAAUAGUUUUGUGUUCAGGAGCGUGCGGUGGGACUUCAUCCGUGCUCCAGAGGCUGCCCUGCGUGGAGCUGCCCGGGAUUUAUUAGGUAGUCUGACCCAGAGAGAUGAAGGGGCGGCCCUGCUGUCGGUCCUCAUGGCCGGUCCUCUCCUGUAGAAGCUCCGCCAUACUGCCAUGACUUGAGAACGCUGUGAACGAGCGUAGCAUCUGAAGUUCGGGUACUCGAAACGUUACCUCUCAUGGUCACUGUACAUCGGCUCCUUCAUCACGCUUCAUUUAUGGUUUCUCAGGUGUGGUCUGGUUGGAGGUCCCGUCUCUUGGCCAGAUGCCUGCGUUAAUGUACAGUGAGAUAUUAAACUAACGUGCACUUUUAUGAUAACUCCUGCUUCUCUUCACACUUUUUUUUUAGCCAAAUGCCUUGCCUCCUCUUGUAUAAAGUGAAAAUAGUAAACUGUAAGGAAAAUGAAGUGCAUAUUAAAACAUCAUUUGGAAAUGA